ACUGACAAAGGGCGGGAUGAUGCUUGCGCGGGAUUAUUCCCCGGGCACGGUGCCGAGUGGUGACCCGGGGGUGAUUGAGUUACGAGGGGUGAUUGGGUUACAGACGUUAUUAGCCCAUGGUUUGGAUACGCGCGAUAAAGUCAUUUAGUAGUUAGUACUAAAUGUAAUUGUUUGAGAUACAUUCUUGUCGGCACUUCAUAGUACUCGUCUCCAUUCUGAGAGAUCAUAGCAAAGACAAAGCGCCUCCACAUGUGCAGAAUUAGAGUGGAUUGCACAAUGUCCGCCAGUGAUCUGAAGACAAUGGAGGUGGAGGAGACACGGACUUCCAGGCCACAGUGGGGAUCUCGAGUACAAUACGUCUUAACCCUUGUCGGUUACAGCGUAGGUUUGGGAAAUAUAUGGAGAUUUCCCUAUAUUUGCAACAGGAAUGGAGGAGGAGCGUUCUUGAUUCCAUUUGCCAUUUUUCUGUUCCUUGCCUGUUUUCCCCUGUUUUUCCUUGAGACUUGUGUGUCUCAGUUCUCCGGCAAAGGGACGGUUCAUGUGUGGAGUUUUUGUCCCCUUCUCAAAGGGGUGGGUGUUGGGAUGGUGAUUCUUGGUUGCCUGAUGGUCCCGUACUACAACUUCCUCAUGGCGUGGCCGAUAUACUACCUCGUCCAAUCCUGUUCUGCUGUCCUGCCUUGGACUACAUGCGGAAAUGACUGGAAUACUGUGUAUUGCGUAACUGACUUCGUGACUAACGUCAACUCAACAACGUCCAAUAUGACGUCAUUGAAUGAUACGCUGUAUGAUUAUGUGGCUGUCACCAAAGCGUGGGAGAACCUAACACUGGCACAUACUGCUGUGGAGGAAUUCUGGCAGUACAAGGUGCUGGAUAUAUCCACUGGUCUGGGGAAUAUUGGAUCCAUGCAGGGGCACAUCGUGGGCUGCCUCUUUGCAUUCUACGUCAUCAUGUUCUUUUGUAUAUUCAAAGGAAUCAAGUCCGUUGGCAAGGUUGUGUACGUGACAGCCACGCUGCCCUACAUCUUGCUGACAGUGCUGCUGAUCCGCACCCUUAUGCUACCAGGGGCAUCCGAUGGUUUGGUGUACUUUUUCGCCCCAGACUUCAGCAGGCUGCAGCAAGUACAGGUCUGGCUGGAGGCGUGUCUGCAGGUGUUCUACUCUGUGGGACCAGGAUGGGGGAUGGUUCAUGUUCUCGCCAGUUUCAACAAAUUCCAUGAACCCUGUUUACGGGACACGCUCCUAGUAUCAUUCAUUUCUGAGGGGACGAGUAUUUUUGGAGGAUGUGUAACAUUUUCCGUUUUGGGCUCCAUGGCUGCACGUUUUGGCGUUCCUGUGUCAGAGGUGGUGUCAAGCGGUCCAGGUCUUGGAUUCAUUGCUUACCCACAAGCCCUCUCUCAACUUCCUGUUCCACAGCUUUGGUCGUUCCUGUUCUUCCUGUUGCUCAUAACUAUAGGGUUGGAUACACAGUUUUCUGUGACAGAGGUUCUGCCUACAACAAUCAUUGACAGUUACCCUCGCAUGUUUGCUAAACGACGAGGGAUUCUAACAGCAGCUAUAUGCCUCGUGUACUUCCUCAUGGGUCUUGUAUUUUGUACACAGGGAGGACCGUACAUAUUUCAGCUGAUCGACUGGUACAUUGCAGCUCUGUCGGUCAUUCUGUUCUGUUUUCUUGAAUGUAUCGCAGUUGGGUGGAUAUAUGGUAUUGACCGGUUCAGCAAGGACAUCGAGCUAAUGCUUGGACAUCCACCUCCGAUCAUCCUACGGUUCCUCUGGUGUUUCGUUAUACCCGUUGUUUUACUGACAGUGUUCGUCCUGACCUUGGUCCAAUAUGGGCCGCCCACCUAUGGCAAGUACAAGUAUCCACCGUACGCCGUUACCAUUGGUUGGUGUAUCGCAACAGUGCCCAUAAUUCCCCUUCUAGUGUGUGCUGCGUUGUCUCUACUAAAACACAGAUCUGCUGCAUCCUUCAAACAGCGUCUCCUGCUUGCCCUGAGGCCUGACUUCGACUGGAUGCCAUCAUCAUCGACACACAAGGGGCCGUACAGGGAGGAGCAGCAGAGUAGGAGAAGGACGGUCAGGGAAAAUGUCAGAGCCGUGUUCAAACGUUGACCUGCAUAUUCACCAACACGAUGAGCACACAUCAGUGGUGUAUCAUAGUUUACAUUCAUAGCUUCUAUCAUUUGUAUUUACAUAUGUAUUUAUGGAGCACAUAUAACGAAAAUACAAAUGUAACAUUUCCAUGACACAAACGUAUUCGGAACAAAAUCUAGCGACGCACACACAAGUCCAAUAAUUUCGCCACGAAAUACCAGUUAUCUUUCCUAGAUGUUGGUUAGUUGGUUGGUUGUUUAACGCCGCACUGAGCAAUAUGCAAUUGGGAUCAAUUACAAGCAUCAUCCAAGUCAGCGAGCCAGACCACCCGAUCCCGUUAGUCGCCUUCCUAUAUGUCGACUAUGAAUUUUGUAAUCAAUAAUCAUAGUAAAAGAACAUUUUGUA
Haliotis rufescens (red abalone) is the source of this 2496-nucleotide messenger RNA. RefSeq names its product sodium- and chloride-dependent glycine transporter 1-like. Gene Ontology annotation, cellular component: membrane. The record is from RefSeq and is a predicted model, not a curated record. Gene Ontology annotation, biological process: sodium ion transmembrane transport. Bases 250 to 2109 code for a protein of 619 amino acids. The transcript has 14 exons. Lineage: Eukaryota; Metazoa; Mollusca; Gastropoda; Lepetellida; Haliotidae.